Empidonax traillii (willow flycatcher) is the source of this 348-nucleotide messenger RNA. Its product is annotated as FKBP-type peptidyl-prolyl cis-trans isomerase SlyD-like. The annotation marks the transcript as partial. Lineage: Eukaryota; Metazoa; Chordata; Aves; Passeriformes; Tyrannidae. The record is from RefSeq and is a predicted model, not a curated record. Gene Ontology annotation, molecular function: calcium ion binding. The transcript has 2 exons.
UACCCCAUCGACGACUACCUGAGCAAGGGCGAGUUCUCCAAGCUGCUCAAGGAGAUGGCCCAGCCCUUCCUGCACAACACCAAGCCGCCCAAGGCGAGCACCGACGAGUACAUCGCCCAGCUCUUCGCCAAGGCCGACGGCAACCGCGACGGGCGCCUCAAGUUCACCGAGUUCCUCACCACGCUCUGCCUGGUGGCCAUCGACGCCCACAACAGGUCCCACCAGGGCCCUGGUGGGGACCAUGGGCAUGACCAUGGGCAUGAUCAUGGGCAUGAUCAUGGGCAUGACCACGGGCAUGACCACGGGCACGACCACGGGCACGACCACGGCCGCCGUCCCCGCAACUGA